Molecule: messenger RNA, 582 nt
Organism: Dufourea novaeangliae
Lineage: Eukaryota; Metazoa; Arthropoda; Insecta; Hymenoptera; Halictidae
Exons: 2
Coding region: 1-582 (193 amino acids)
Source: RefSeq, a predicted model, not a curated record
AUGUGUUGUGAAAUAUCGGAAGGUAUACCGAACAAAAGGAAAAGUGACGUUCCUAAAACAACCAAACCAGCAAAAAUCGAAGAAAAGCAAAAAAUUGAGAAAGUAGAAAGAGUGGAGAAGAUCGAAAUCUAUUAUUUUGAUCAUGGAAACUCUGCUUAUUACAGGACAACGGAUAUGCCACCGAUUUUAGCGACAGAGAAAUGCGCGGAGAAGACUGAUCAGGCGGCGACACGGUUCUGGGCUGAAAUAUUCGGGACUAUUCACAUCGGCACCGCCUUCGUCACGGCGUUCAUUCUCCAGUUCAUUCGCUUUGUACUUUACAGCAUCAUCAGACCGCUCACGGUGGGCGUUCUGCAAAUGUUUGCGGACUAUUUCGUAAAACCCUGUCUGUCGAUCGUGUUCAACGCCAUCAUACAACCGCUGUUAAUAUUACUGUACAAUAUCGCGACCUCGUUUAAGGACCUCUGUGAACCAAUCGCCGAGGCGAUUGGCUUAUUUUUAAGGGAGAUCGCAAAUUUGUGUGCAGCGAUCAGAGUCGUAGAAGUGAAACAGAGUACUGGCUCUCCAGUUGCUUGCACUUGA